GCUGAGUCGGUCCAGGUUUUGUUUGGACCGACGGAUCAAGUCCUGGCCUUAAAUCUGGUGGUGAGAUAAAAAUCCGUUCUUGGUCCCGUGCCCGAUUGGAGUCUCUGCUCUGCUCUGGAGUUCAUCAAUGGCGGAUACAUACCCAUACCGAGCAGGGGAGGGGAAGCAGAUCGGGACCGGGAUGCUGGAUCGGGCCAAGAGGUCGCCGCCGCCGGCAGCCGCCGAGAGGAGCGCCAAGAAGCCCUGCUGCCACCGCGACCCAAGCGGCGGCGGCGUGCCGGAGAUCUCCUCCCUCCUCUCCUCGCUCUCCGUCGCCAAGCGCCACUCCCCGGCCGCCCACGACCACGCCCCCCUCAACAAGCGGCCCCGUUACGACCACCACCAUGACCUCGACGCCCGGAUGCGAGGACUGGAGAUCAGCUGCGAGACGACGGACAUGGAGCAGGAGCAGGGGCCGGACUGGGCGGGCUUCCUGCCGGAGCUGCUGGCCCUCGUCUGCGGCCGGCUCCCUCUCGCCGACGUGCCCCGGUUCGGCGCCGUCUGCAGGCACUGGCGGUCGUGCGCGUUCCCGGUGUACCCGGCUGACGCCGCGCCCGUGCUGCUCAGCGCCACGCUCACCGCCGCCGGCGCCGUCCGCUGCUACAGCCCCCACCUGCACAAGACGUUCGUCCUCGCCGCGCCUCCCCUGCCCGAGGGCGGCAGGGUCUUCUCGGCGGGCGCCGGCGGGUGGGUCAUGGUCAAGACGCCGGGCAGGACCGUCGUGUUCGCCAACCUCCUGGACGGGUCCGUGCACGAGACGCCCGAGCGGGAGGGCGACGAUCGGGGGUUCAUGAGCUGCGCGCCGCGCCGCCACGACGGCGUUGACAAUGGCCGCAACAACAACACCGGCAACCCUCCCAACGACUGCUGCUUCGACGUGUUCGCCGUCUUCUCCGGUAUGGUUACCGUCAGGGUCGAGAGCUGGGGAGGCGGCGGCGGCGGCUGGAAGAGCGUGGAGGAGCAGAGCGAGUUCAGAAUGUCCUGCUGCUGCAGCCCGGUGAUGCACAAGGGGAUGCUCUACUGCCUUGGACAGGAGGGCGCUCUAGGGGUCUACGAUCCCGGCGAGGCGACGUGGAGCGUGCUCCCCAAGCCCGCCGGCUUCGGCCCGGAGCUCGCCUACAAGAAUUGCCACCUCGUCGGCUCGCGCUCGGAGCUGCUCGCCGUCCUGACGGGCAGCAACGGAGCUCGGCCCAUCUACGUGCUGAGGCUCGACGAGGCCAAGAUGGCAUGGAAGAGGGUCAAGUCAUUGGACGGCCAGUCCCUUUUCACCGGAACAACAUCGUCGGUGGCGGUGGCAAAGCCGGUCGUCGAAUCCAUGGCGGACAAGGUGUACCUUCCCAGGCUCUAUGGCCGGCCGCAGGUGAUCCAGGCGGAGCUCGCCGCCUCCGACGGCCGCCUCUUCUUCGUCGCCAAGGCGGCAGAGCAGGAGCAACAGGGACCGGUUAUGGCGUUGGGCGGUGGGGAUCACGGCGGCCCCUGGUGCUACGACAUGGAGUCGGACUCCGGCGGGCAAUUCCUGGGCUCCAAGGCCCUGCUGCAGUCCUUUUGGGUUCAUCUCGGCCACGCCGCGCCGCCCUCGCCCUCGCCCUCGCCGGAUGAGGAUGAGGAUGAGGAUGAGGAUGAGGAUGAUGAUGGAAUGGUUAUAGACUGACCGGCAUCAAUCCAUGAAACUGAUCUUGCCAUGUACAGUAGAAUACACUUGUAAUAAGAUUGUAUUAUGCUUAUCCUUCAAAUCAAAAGGAAAAAGAUCGUAGUAUCAUACUUACAUGUAUGAUAGUAUUCUUCUAAGAACUAA
Messenger RNA from Triticum aestivum (bread wheat), 1834 nucleotides. RefSeq names its product F-box/kelch-repeat protein At1g57790. Gene Ontology annotation, molecular function: protein binding. The record is from RefSeq and is a predicted model, not a curated record. The transcript is spliced from 2 exons. NCBI's taxonomy places the organism in Eukaryota, Viridiplantae, Streptophyta, Magnoliopsida, Poales, Poaceae. The coding region runs from base 128 to 1690 and encodes 520 amino acids.